AUGUCGAAGCAGACAGCGAACUCAGAUCAACAGCGACAUAUUCAGUAUAAUACAGAAAAUGUUCAGCCAGAACAAUGGCAAUAUUUUAUCGGUGAUGUAUUUGAAACGAUCGAUUUGAAAAAUGACAAAUAUCCGUACUGGGAAGAUGAGCCGAAGUACAAUGCUUCACUCCAUUUGAAUAUUGUUGAGCCAGAAUUUGUCGUCUUGUUAAAUAACAAUUUUCAACAUGUCAAACAGACCCCAACAAUUAAUUUUGAGCAGGGCAUUUAUAAGAGUCAACUGGCCUACACUGCACCAUUUCGCCUUCUCAGUGACGAAGGCUACAAAGUAUUGAAAUCGAUAAUCAAACGAGAGUUUGUCAACUGUGAAAGCGAUCAGAGACUACCGAAUCGAAUUCGUCACAUUGGAUAUCGAUCAAAAUGGAUAAGAGAUUUCAACCGCUGUCCAGUUGUUCUUGAGUUUCUGACGAAACUGAGCGGAAGCAAUGAACCGCUAAUGGCAACAACGUUGAAAUCCAGUUAUAGUCACACAAAUAUUGGUCUUGCUGAUCCAACAAAAAACGUCGAUCAGUGGCACGUCGAUAGUGUCCCAUAUGUGAUCAUAAUUCUCACGUGCGAUAUGACAAACACGAUUGGUGGCGAACUCCAGCUGAUCGAACGAGAAAAGCAAGAGGCAUUGAAACUAGUCGCUGAAUAUAACGGCGAUAUCCCUGAUGAAUACGUGCAAAAUAUUGAUUUUGGUGGGGCCGGUUCGGUAAUAUUCAUGCAAGGCUGUGAAAUUGCACAUCGUGUGAAACCAGUUCUAAGUAGCACCGAACCCCGGAUUACCGUCGUUAAUUCGUACAUGUCACGAAACCCAUUUGUCACCGAAAAAACUCGUUAUCAGACAUUCAUGCACGAGUCCACUUGUGACUACGAAUUCACAUUACACAAAGCGUGGCGUGCACGAGAACAGUUGAAAGCGUUGAUGAUGUACGAUAAAGAAUGGCCCACAAAGGAGGAUUUGAUUAAACGAUUAAAUCUGGUUAUUACCGAGCUCGAAGAUUGUCGAGACCUGUUGAAUGGUACAGCAACAGACGCAAUUGGAUAUUAUGACGCUCACAAAAAAGGAAUGAGUAUGUACGACAAGAGCAAUUUCAAAGUGGAAAAGAAGCCGAUCAAUAUACAAGAAUCAGACAUGUGA
This is a messenger RNA of Didymodactylos carnosus, 1182 nucleotides long. Lineage: Eukaryota; Metazoa; Rotifera; Eurotatoria; Philodinida; Philodinidae. The record is from the annotation of a GenBank genome assembly.